This is a messenger RNA of Elephantulus edwardii (Cape elephant shrew), 528 nucleotides long. RefSeq names its product 55 kDa erythrocyte membrane protein-like. The record is from RefSeq and is a predicted model, not a curated record. Lineage: Eukaryota; Metazoa; Chordata; Mammalia; Macroscelidea; Macroscelididae. Gene Ontology annotation, molecular function: signaling receptor binding. The coding region runs from base 1 to 528 and encodes 175 amino acids. The transcript is spliced from 2 exons. Gene Ontology annotation, cellular component: cell-cell junction; plasma membrane.
AUGACGCUGAAGGCGAGCGAAGGCGAGGGCGGAGGUGGCAUGCGCACGGCGCUCUCGGACCUCUACCUGGAGCAUUUGCUGCAGAAGCGCAGCCGGCCAGAGGCUGUGGCCCCACAUUUGGAUGCUGGGACUGAGGACAUGUACACCAACGGAUCUGCUGCUCCAGGGAGCCCAGCCAAAGGGCAGGAGGUGCGGAGAGUCCGCCUCAUACAGUUUGAGAAGGUCACAGAGGAGCCUAUGGGAAUCACUCUGAAGUUGAAUGAAAAACAGUCCUGUACAGUGGCCAGAAUUCUUCAUGGAGGCAUGAUUCAUAGACAAGGCUCACUUCACGUGGGGGAUGAGAUCCUAGAAAUCAAUGGUACCAAUGUGACGAAUCACUCAGUUGAUCAGCUCCAGAAAGCAAUGAAAGAAAUCAAAGGAAUGAUUUCAUUAAAAGUAAUUCCGAACCAGCAAAACCGGCUUCCUGCACUACAGAUGUUUAUGAGAGCACAGUUUGACUAUGAUCCUAAAAAGGACAACCUAAGGUAA